AUGGGAGACGAUUUGGCAAAGGCACUGGACAGGCUGGCGGAGAUCCUCACCGCCAAGACUACAGAGGCUACGGCUGUGGCCAGGUCAGGAGAUGGGGCUCUACUUGCUGGAGUCUCACAGGCAGAGGGGGUGCAAAAGCUGGAACUGGCACCAAACGAGAUUAAACUGGAGGGUGUUAGCAAUUAUUUGAGCUGGUCUAGGAGAGGACGGCUGUUGCUGAAGACGAAAGCUUUGGAAGGAUAUGUUCUGGGAGAAGUUGUUGAACCUGUUGAGAAGCAAGGUGCCGAGUGGAAGAAAUGGAGCACUACUGAUUCAGGAAUACUUGCGUGGUUGCUCAGCUCUUUAACCCCGCCAGUUGCUGCAUCUGUUGAGGCACUGCCUACUGCAAAAGAGGUAUGGGAAGCUUUGUCUCAGAUGUAUUCUGGUAAGGGAAAUGUGAUGCUUGUUUCUCAACUUGAGGAUAGACUGCAUGAUCUCACUCAAGGUGAAAAGUCAGUGAUGACUUAUGUGGGGGAGCUGAAGCAGUUGUGGGCUGAUUUGGAUCAUCUUGAUCCUUUGGUGCUCACCCAUACUGAAUGUGUUGUGGCAGCAAAGAAAUGGAUUGAAGGCAAGCGAGUGCUCAAGUUUUUGAAGGGUCUGAAUCAAGACUUUGAGAAUAGGAGGGCGAAUCUGAUGCAUGAAACUCAGUUGCCUUCACUUGAAGCUGCUAUUGCCGCUAUUGCACAAGAGGAAACAAGACUGAAGUGCAAUGGAAAAGGGGAACUUACACAAAGGCCUGCCUAUCUUGUGUCUGAGACCAGAGAGUGCUUCAACUGUGGAGUAAGUGGCCACCUUGUCCAUCAAUGUACAGCUCCACCUCGCCGAGGCAGAGGAGGUUUCAGAGGCAGCAGGUAUGGCAGGGGAUACUAUAGAGGUGGUAGAGGCAGAAACGGAGGAAAUUACUACCACAACUCAGGCGGUCCACAAGGAGGGGCCAGAGCCAAUAUGACAUUUACAGAGGGAGGUAGAUCAGUAACUCAGAAUCAGGGAAGUGUUGAAGGGGAAGUGAAGAAAAAUGAACAGCAAGGAGAAACGAGCUUCGGGCAGUUUGCUCAUUUUGUCUACACCAAAGGAGAGGAUGACUGGAAGGAAGCUUGGGGACGGAAUCAGAUGUAGAGGGCUAUGGUACCUGGACCGAGAGAAGCCUAAGUUGCUAGGAUACUCAGUGGUGCUCGCAGCGGUCCAAGGUGAUAAAG
Molecule: messenger RNA, 1235 nt
Organism: Lolium perenne
Lineage: Eukaryota; Viridiplantae; Streptophyta; Magnoliopsida; Poales; Poaceae
Source: RefSeq, a predicted model, not a curated record